This is a messenger RNA of Exophiala aquamarina CBS 119918, 798 nucleotides long. RefSeq lists its product as uncharacterized. Gene Ontology annotation, molecular function: RNA endonuclease activity; RNA binding; sequence-specific DNA binding. Lineage: Eukaryota; Fungi; Ascomycota; Eurotiomycetes; Chaetothyriales; Herpotrichiellaceae. The coding region runs from base 1 to 798 and encodes 265 amino acids. The record is from RefSeq and is a predicted model, not a curated record. Gene Ontology annotation, cellular component: cytoplasm; nucleus. The transcript has 3 exons.
AUGCCGGGUACCAAGAGAGAUCACAGCGGCAUGGAAAUCGGAUCUUCCUCAGAGAAGAGCUCGCCCUUUAUACCUAUCUUUGAAUCUUUUCGGACAGAACUUGAUGAGCACCAUGAUCGAAGGGAGAGAAUAAUCAAGGCAUCUCGAGAUAUCACGGCACAAAGCAAGAAAAUCAUCUUCGCAUUGCAGAGAGCCCGUGAGUUGGGAGGGCCAAUACAUGCAUCAAUCUCCAACCAAACUUCUCCGAUGUAUUCUACGAUCAACGACCUCUUCCAGGGCAUAGUUCCUGACUUGAUGGGCGUCAAUGGAUACCGCUAUCGGUCUAACAUCACGGGCGGCAUCCAAGAAUUCAUGGAAGCAGUUCUCUUCCAUCAUUAUCUCGAAACACAACGUCUUCUCGACUACAAAGGCGCGUCACGCAGGUUACCAGAAGGCAUCAUGCUGACCUACGAGGACUAUGUCCUUGGAAUCUUUGACAUGACCGGCGAACUCAUGCGUUUUGCCGUUACUUACAUGGCGACCAAUGGCAAGCUGCCCGGCACGAAGGGAGGAAGUUCUUCGACGCUGACCGAUAUGCAAUUUUUGAGGACGGAACUAGAAAACAUUGACCCGGUUGGAAGUUAUGGUCUGGCCAAAGAGUUCAGUCAAAAACUCAAGACAACCAGGAUAUCAACGGAAAAGGUAGAAAACGGGGUUUACAGCAUGAUCGUUCGGGGUAAAGAAAGACCCAAGGGUUGGAGACCGGACACUUCAGUCUCGGAUGGAUCUAGGGAAAGUGAGCCGGUGGAGGGUCAAUGA